AUGCCUCCUCAGUUAAGACAGCGCACAUCGCGCAUCAAACCUGAAUCUUAUGCUCUUGCUUCAAACCCCUCUUCAAGUCAAACUCGCCUCCUCAUGUCUGAACAUACAGAAAGUUUAGUAAACUGCACACCUCCAAUCUACACCAUCGAUCUCUCACUACCACCACGUGAGCGCUAUGUGUUAGUCGCCACUGACUACGCCCAUGCUCUGCGUCAGAUGCCAGUUCUCUACGACGAAGCAGUAGAGCAUUUGAAGCUUCCUAUUGGGUUCUUCCAUCUCUUAGGCCGUAUGCUCUUGCGUCGUCUUCAUAGCGAUGAACAGACCGAGGAACUCAGAGGAAUCAGUCAGGCAUGUGGGAUUCCCAUGUAUUUACUCGUCGCUUACAACGUCUUCCUGGACCUUCUUAUGGGCUGCACAAGCGGUGGCGUCAUGGUCAAGGAGCCUAGAGUCGAGCCAACGAUGAUGCAUUUCCGAACGUUGGAUUGGUCCAUGCCUCUUUUACGGCAGGUCAUCGUACAGUUUGAGUACGUUAGCAGAACAGGUGGCGACGUGAUAGCAAGGACUGUGGGCUAUGUGGGGUUUGUGGGUGUACUUACAGGCGUAAGGAAUGGACUGAGCAUGUCACUCAACUUCCGGCCCUACCACAAUACCCACGGACUGUCGGGGCCAAACAUCAGAUAUUACUGGAAUACUCUGAUGGUGCUUCUGGGACGGAAGCCGAGUAUCUCCAACCUGUUACGCGAUUGUCUCCUACCUAGACUAGGCGCACCUCGAAGACGACAAAGGCUUUCCAAAAGGUCUGCCCAGGAAGAGGAAACACUGACAUCCACAACCAUUUCACCAUACGAUGCACCCGAACUAUUCAACAUCAUCCCUCACAUGCAUACGUCAGUAGCAUACCUGAUAUUCUGCACGGGGGCAGAAACAGUGGUUCUAGAGAAAGACUUUGAAAGUGCGAGAACUUUACGCUCUUCGACUUUCAUCAGCACCACCAAUCAUGAUGCGUCAUUGGAGGCUACAGACAACCCACAAGCCAUUCAGAAUCAUGCCGUUCAUAAUCAGGGUCGGAAUCACAACUUCCUUAAUGCGGGUAUGCAAGAAGUGCUUGACGAAAGCAUCGCGCGGAAACAGUGUCUGAAGCAGAAGUGGCUGGAUUGGAGCCAGGAGCAAGAUCGUAAAACGAGGCGAGGACAAACUGCAGCGAAAGGCAUUAGCCCGGAGAAGCUAACCGAGUGGCUAAUGCAAUACCCCGUUUGCAAUGAGGUUACACAUUUCGUGUGUGUGAUGGAUCCAAAAGAGGGUGUAUUCAGAUGGGUGCGGGCUUUUGAGGAGGGCGAGAUAGAGUUCCUGGAUGAAGCUUAG
Molecule: messenger RNA, 1362 nt
Organism: Alternaria postmessia
Lineage: Eukaryota; Fungi; Ascomycota; Dothideomycetes; Pleosporales; Pleosporaceae
Exons: 1
Coding region: 1-1362 (453 amino acids)
Molecular function (GO): hydrolase activity, acting on carbon-nitrogen (but not peptide) bonds
Source: RefSeq, a predicted model, not a curated record